UGCAUUUCCUAAUGUUCUUUUUGAAAUCCUUAUAAUUUAAUUAGCUUUUGCGAAACAAUAUAGUAUGUAAAUGCAUAAGUAAAUACGUUAACCGCUGCUAGAUGGCGAGCGGUCGUGUCAUUUGAGCGCAUGAAAAUAUGCAAUUCUUCGUACAACGAAGCUCUAUACAAGGAAGACAAUCGAGAUACACGUUUUCGUCGAAUUUGUGUUGUUGAAAAUAAGUAAAUACCGAGUACGAUAAUUCUCCACGAGGGCGGCGGUGGUGUUCAGGAGUUCAGAUUUAAGUACGUGUGAUUUUAUAAAUAAACAAAUGAAACAAAUAGUUCUAUUCGAUGUUUUUUGUUUUUUGAUCUGAUCCGUCGAAUCGAUGCGCUCUCUAGUGGCAAUAAAAAUCAUCCUCUCAUAGUGUAUAUACGUAGACACAUUUUAUAACACUGCGAUCGUCCUCCUUGUUUAUAGGCUUCGUGCGUAGUCGUGUUACGACCUCGUGUCGAAUAGGAUAUCUUGUAAAAUGAGGUUACCGAUAUAAUCUUUAAAAAAUGUCAUAAACUUAAGUUGCAUAGUAAAUAAAUCAUUAGGUAGCGUGAAACGCGAAUAACUGGACUAAAAAAGAAAUAAUGGAUACAUAUAAUUAUUAUACUACACUUGGUUGUUCCGUCGAAUCAUCGUACGACGAUAUUAAGCAUGCAUAUUAUCAUCGUGCACGUGAACUUCAUCCAGAUAAAAACACCGGAAAAGAAAAUAUUGAAAAAUUUCAACGUCUUGCCGAAGCUUGGUCUAUCUUAAAAGAUCCCGAAUUGAGGAAAAAGUAUGACAGCGAAUGUAAGCAAGCGGAAUUAGAAUCUGAUAACAUUGUUGUUCAUGCGACUGUACAAUUACAUGAAUUACAAGAAAUAAAUGAUGAUAACGUAUUAAGUUUUCCAUGCAGAUGUGGAAAUUAUUACAAAGUAGACAAAAAUAUGCUCGAAGAACAAAAUUGUUCAAUUUAUGUUACUUGUGAAGAAUGUACUUUUAUUAUCAUUGUUAAAACAUGAUAUAUUAAACAGUUUUCAGAAAGACAAAUAUUCUGUACUUAAUAUGUAACAUUAUAGGGUACAGUUGUUGCUGGAGUAUUAAAGCGGUAAUGCAAUUGUCAAGAAAUCAAUGGAAAACAAACUUUGACCUGUAAAUUAUACAAGUUUAAAUUCCAUCUUUUAUUCCAUAGCAUAUAUCUUGUUGGUUUUGAAUAAAUUUUCAAACUUUACAGUGUCGUCAAAAGUGACUAAAAGUUUGUUUGAAUUUUCACACGCUUUUACUCCUAUUGUUAUUAUAAAAAUAAAUCUAACUGCGCAUCGCAGAAAAUUGAAAUAUAUUGUGUUCAAAUAUACAUACGUAUAUACACAUAUAGUAUAUAGUUUUGUCCAUUUAAUUUGUUAAUUGUUGCUACAUUUCCAACGUUAAAAAAAUAUUAUCUAUUUAUAUAGGAAACUAAGUGUACAGAUUCUAGUUUGCUUUUAGACAAAUUUGAUAUGACAGAAUAUAGUAAAUAAAAAUACGAC
Molecule: messenger RNA, 1538 nt
Organism: Polistes canadensis
Lineage: Eukaryota; Metazoa; Arthropoda; Insecta; Hymenoptera; Vespidae
Product: dnaJ homolog subfamily C member 24-like
Exons: 1
Coding region: 618-1034 (138 amino acids)
Biological process (GO): positive regulation of ATP-dependent activity
Molecular function (GO): ATPase activator activity; ferrous iron binding
Source: RefSeq, a predicted model, not a curated record